AUGACGGCCAAUUUCCAAGAUCCGACUCAGCUUAAACUGAGCGUGAAGGCGCUGUUUCAAAAAUAUGUGGAGGACAUUGACUUUGUACGAAGUCGUAUGGCUGAGGACGAGGCGAUUAGAGAAUUCAAUAGACAAAGAGAUCACCUUGAAAAACAGGUUGCAGGUCUUAAAAUGCAGCUAUCGAAAUCACUGGAUGGAUCCAAGAGUGACAUUGGAAAGAUUAUGGAUGAGAACUGCACUCUGUUAGGAGAAAUUAAUAAUCUUCGAAGUGAGUUGAAAGCUACACGUACAAGAUGUUUUCAAAUGGAGUCUAUAUUGGGUUUGUCAGCGCGUUAUAUCCCGCCCGCCACUGCGCGCGCUAAACUCAAACACGUCACAGAGGAGCGGGAAAAACUUGAUGAGAAAUUUAAACAGAAAAUCGAUGAGAGAGAGGAAAUCAUUGUAGCUUUAAAGGAAGAAAAUGAUCGUCUCCUUGGAAAAGUAAGAUGUGCUGAUGAAAUAGAACCUUCUGAGAAUGACACUGAAGAACAAUGA
Messenger RNA from Danaus chrysippus (African queen), 534 nucleotides. The record is from the annotation of a GenBank genome assembly. NCBI's taxonomy places the organism in Eukaryota, Metazoa, Arthropoda, Insecta, Lepidoptera, Nymphalidae.